AUGGAGAUUGAUGUGGGGUCGCUGAGGUGCGUUGCACCAGCACUCGGGAUUCCGCCAAACCGGCACUAUGACCCGAGCGAUGCCGAGGACGCCGCGUUGCGGCUGGAGUGGGCCAAGGUGCUCUUUCGCGCUGGCUACCGGCUUCGUUUCCCUCAGGGGACCACCGGCACGGCCGUGCUGCUGUUCCACCGGUUCCUUAUCCAGGAGCGCGUGGGCAAGCACCGCCGCAGCCGGGAUGUCAUCCUAACGACCUGCCUGUUCCUGGCUGGGAAGGUGACCGAGGCCCCCCGCCGCCUACGAGACGUUAUCAACGUGCUCCACAUGCUCAACAGCACGGGUCAGGACGAGCCGCCCCUGCUGGACAAGGCCUACUGGACCAUGAAGGAGCGGAUCGUCGAGUUCGAGCAGGUUCUCCUGCGCACCAUCAACUUCCAGGUCGACCCUCCGGAUCCCUACCGCCUGCUGCUCAACUACGCGCGAUCGCUGAGGCUCGACCGCGCCGCCACCCGCACGGCGUGGGGGCUGGCCAACGACGUCCUCUUCUGCCCCCGAGCCCUCUCCGCCCCGCCACCGGCCGUCGCCUGCGCCGUCAUACGGAUGGCCGCGCGCGUCCACGGGGGCGACCGGCGGCUGCGGUGGUACUCCCCCCCGGUGCAGAAAAUAAGCAAGCGUCGGCGGGAGGAGGAGGGGGAUGCGAUCGGCGGUCGGGAUCUCGGGAAAGUGGAGAGUGGUAUGGGGGACAGGGGUCGUGGUGGUGGCACCGGUAGCGGUGGCGGUGCGAGCGUUGUUCCACCGACGGAGCGGCCUGCGCCACCACCUCCGCCUCCACCGCCGUUUCCUCCACCCCACGGUGGACUUGGAGGAGGCGUGAACGGCCAACACGUUGUCACGGCAGCGGGUGCCCGGCCACCACCGCCACCACCUCCCCCUCCUCCAACGGUUGGCGAUCACGGAGGGAUCAGUGGCAAUCAAGGCGGUUUUGCAGGUGGCGCCGAUGUCCUUGUUGUUGGCGUUAAGAGCAGUGACGGCGGCAGGGGUGGCGACGAAGACCAAGGGGACGAGACGGCGACUAAGCCGUGGUGGCGGCUGUUCGACGCGCGAGACGAGGAGGUAGAACUGGUGUGCUCGGAGCUGCUCGCCCUGUACCGAGCGCACGGCGACGGCGAGAGUACUGCUGGCAAGGACGGCAGCAGCGAAAUAACCGCCAAGGGUGGUGGUGGCGGUGACAGCGCCAAGAGCAGCGACGGCAGGCCGGAGGAGGAGGCGAUUGCGAGGGAGGCGGGCGGGGAGUAG
Ectocarpus siliculosus is the source of this 1293-nucleotide messenger RNA. Lineage: Eukaryota; Phaeophyceae; Ectocarpales; Ectocarpaceae. The record is from the annotation of a GenBank genome assembly.